Messenger RNA from Rhizoctonia solani, 1758 nucleotides. Its product is annotated as Serine/threonine-protein kinase. Lineage: Eukaryota; Fungi; Basidiomycota; Agaricomycetes; Cantharellales; Ceratobasidiaceae. Gene Ontology annotation, biological process: cell surface receptor signaling pathway; protein phosphorylation. The coding region runs from base 1 to 1758 and encodes 585 amino acids. The transcript has 13 exons. The record is from RefSeq and is a predicted model, not a curated record. Gene Ontology annotation, molecular function: protein kinase activity; ATP binding.
AUGGCGAGCAAAUUAUUAAGAGUGCUAUCGUCUUUGACUCAAGGGAGUCAAUCAUCUCGACCGGUGUCGGUUGCUUCUGCGCUAUCUGACGCCGGAGAUACUCCAAUGGAAGACGGGACCAACUCGGCCAAUGAGUCAGUCCUUCAAUUAUCCCACUCUCGCACCUCAUCCGUGGGAGGAGACCGAAAACCUCAAAACGAACUUCGAGCACUGGCAUCGCUGGCUUCCCAAUGUGCCCUCUCCUUGAUCGAAGUCGCGGAUGAGCUCAAGCCUGUGCCUUACAUUGGCCCACUGGUAGAGUGCUUGACGCUUGUCUUUCGGGCUGUGGAGCGGACACGGGUGAACAAAGAGCAGUGGAAGCUACUCCAGGGCCGAUGUGUGAUGGUGUUACGUAUUGGCGGAGCGCAAGUGAUGAACAAUGGACAUCAGCAUUAUCCUGGACUCGUCGAAGCCGCUCGGGAACUAGAGAACACCCUAGAUGAGAUUACGAAGCGCGUAGAGCAUUAUAACCAAAUGAAGGACACAUUCACACUUCUGAAGCAUCAAACUAUCAGUGAGGAGAUCGAACGUUUCUUUGGAAAGCUUGACUAUUGUCUACGUCUAUUUUCUGUAGCGCCGACGUCGCCCAGGCUCAAUGGAUCGGACAAUUCCGUGCCGUUAGAGAACAGAAAUAUUGAACGCCUUCAAGAUGAACUUGAACGACAUGAAGGUCGACAUACAAGGGAACUAACAGACAUGAAGGUCGACAUACAGGGAAUCGAUCAUAAAGGGGUACUAUCAAAGAUAGACAAGAUAGACGAAGCACUCCGCCAAGUUCUUGACAAUAAAUCCGCGAUUCUGCAAGCGCAAUCUACAACAACUGCAGACACCUAUAUCGACGCACAACAGAUCAUCCGAACCAUCCUGUCAGUCACAAAACUCCAACUACCACCCAAGCUCUUACUCGGAAAGCAAUGCAUACUCGACGCAAACGUCCCGAUUCAAACGGGCAUCACAUGUGUUUACCUGGCCUCUUUUCUCGGAGGAGAGAAAGUGGCCAAGAAGGUAUUUAGGCUUGGAAUAUCCGAUCAGAAGAGUGUGGACAAGUACGCUUCGCGGUUUUUGCGGAUUGCUGAGUUGUGGUCUAAGCUUCGGUCGGAUUAUACUCUUCCAUUCUAUGGAAUUGGGAUGGAGCCGUCUGGAAGGAAUAAUCAUUUCCAGUUAUACAUGGUCUCUCCGUGGAUGAAGAACUUUGAUGCGAUGACAUAUCUGGAUCGCUAUCGCGAUAACAGUGGAGUGAAGAAAAACAUCCUCCAAAUAGUCACUGAUGCUGCAUUAGGACUCCAAUAUCUUCACAACCGUCCACCUGUGGUUCACUCUGGAAUGAAAGGAGCCCUGGAGAACGAUGAAGACCCGGAGCUUCCUGUUGUGAUGACAGGCAAGACCGAAGCGCAACGAUGGAUGGCGCCAGAGAUGUUUGGCGAUGGUGAGCUCGUGCUCACAACUCAUUGCGAUGUCUGGGGAUGGGCAAUGGCUACUCUCGAAAUUAUUAGCGGCUCGGUUCCUUACUGCAAGCAUAGACAAGAUAUGAAUGUCAUGUACAAGAUACUAGAAGGUCCACCCCAGCGUAAAGACUACCCGAAGUUCGACAAAUAUAUACAUAAACCUGACAAAAUGUGGGAGUUGUUGGAAAAAUGUUGGGCUAACGAGCCUGAGAGCCGGCCAACAAUGGACGAGGUAGUUGUGGCUUUGAAGGCAAUUGCCAGGAUGCCCGAGUAG